This is a messenger RNA of Capra hircus (goat), 2160 nucleotides long. RefSeq names its product solute carrier family 2, facilitated glucose transporter member 5. Gene Ontology annotation, biological process: fructose transmembrane transport. Gene Ontology annotation, molecular function: fructose transmembrane transporter activity. The coding region runs from base 93 to 1598 and encodes 501 amino acids. The transcript has 12 exons. Gene Ontology annotation, cellular component: membrane. NCBI's taxonomy places the organism in Eukaryota, Metazoa, Chordata, Mammalia, Artiodactyla, Bovidae. The record is from RefSeq and is a predicted model, not a curated record.
AAGUACAUCCAGAAUGUCUUCUCUCGCCAUACAGUGCAUUUGGUAUUUUGGCUGAAAGGAAACAAGCAGAACUCUGGACUUCCAGGGCAAAGAUGGAGCCGCAAGAUCCAGUCAAGAGGGAAGGGAGGCUGACAGCCGUGAUUGUUCUGGCGACGCUGAUAGCUGCCUUUGGGUCGUCCUUCCAGUAUGGGUACAACGUGGCUACUAUUAACUCUCCUUCUGAGUUCAUGAAAGACUUCUACAACUAUACCUACUAUGACAGAGUCGGUGAAUACAUGAACGAGUUCUACUUGACCUUGCUGUGGUCGGUUACUGUGUCCAUGUUUCCCUUCGGAGGCUUCCUCGGCUCUCUCAUGGUCGGCCGCUUGGUGAAUAACCUAGGCAGAAAAGGAACCUUGCUGUUCAACAACAUCUUCUCCAUCGUGCCUGCGCUCUUAAUGGGAUUCAGUGACCUCGCCAAGUCAUUUGAGAUGAUAAUUGUGGCCAGGGUCUUGGUGGGAAUAUGUGCAGGUCUGUCUUCCAAUGUCGUCCCCAUGUACUUAGGGGAACUGGCCCCUAAGAACUGGAGGGGCGCCCUGGGGGUGGUACCCCAGCUCUUUAUCACCAUCGGAAUCCUUGUGGCCCAGAUCUUUGGUCUUCGGAGUCUCCUGGCCAACGAAGAAGGCUGGCCCAUCCUCCUCGGAUUGACUGGGAUCCCCGCCGUGCUGCAGCUCCUCUUCCUGCCCUUCUUCCCUGAGAGCCCCAGGUACCUGCUGAUUCAGAAGAAAGAUGAAGAAGCUGCCAAACGCGCUCUGAGGAGGCUGCGUGGCUGGCACGAUGUGGACGCAGAGAUAGAGGAGAUCCUGGAGGAGGACAGGGCUGAGAAGGCUGCGGGCUUCAUCUCCGUGCUGAAGCUGUUCAAGAUGAGGUCCCUGCGGUGGCAGGUCAUCUCCAUCAUCGUCCUGAUGGCGGGCCAGCAGCUCUCCGGAGUGAAUGCGAUCUACUACUACGCAGACCAGAUUUACCUGAGCGCCGGGGUGAAAGAGGACGAUGUCCAGUAUGUGACGGCAGGCACUGGUGCUGUCAACGUGCUGAUAACCAUCUGCGCCAUUUUCGUGGUGGAACUUAUGGGGAGGAGAUUCCUGCUCCUCCUGGGCUUCUCUGUCUGUUUCACUGCCUGCUGCGUGCUGACGGGGGCCUUGGCUAUGCAGGACGUGAUAUCCUGGAUGCCCUAUGUCAGCAUCGCCUGUGUCAUCUCCUACGUCAUAGGUCAUGCCCUUGGGCCCAGUCCCAUCCCCGCACUGCUCGUCACUGAGAUCUUCCUGCAGUCCUCCCGGCCAGCUGCCUACAUGGUAGCGGGUACUGUUCACUGGCUCUCCAACUUCACUGUGGGCUUGGUCUUCCCAUUCAUCCAAGUGGGCCUUGGAGCUUACAGUUUCGUCAUUUUUGCUGUGAUAUGUUUUCUCACCACCGUCUACAUCUUCCUGAUCAUCCCUGAAACCAAGUCCAAGACCUUCAUAGAAAUCAAUCAGAUCUUCAUCAAGAUGAACAAAGUGCCAGGGGUGCACCCAGAAAAGGAGGAGCUAAAGGAGUUUCCACCCUCGACUGCAAGGCAGUAACUUGAGAGGAGGAGCCCAUCAAUAGGAUCUGGGUAGACCUUCUCUCCUACUCUAUGAAUCCAGAAUAAGGACAAGUUCAGCGUGGAAUGCAGGCACUGCUGGGACUGUCCAAAGGGCUUCUGUGCAGUUCUUAAAGCCAGGCUGUCUCUUUCUAGAUUGACCUAUCGCCAACCCUGACGCAUGGUGGGCAGCUGUCCUUCAACCAUGCUGGUUCAGCCAUUGUGUGGCUCCUGGUAAGACCAGCUCCUAUCACAAAAAUCAUUACCAUGAUGUCAAGACAGAAGGAAUCAAAUGUGGUUAAAGAAGCUAUCUCUCCUCCAAUCCCAUUGUCUUCCAGGAGCCACAGGCAUGUAUUCAGAGUGGAAUCCCUCCUCUCAUCAGAUCCAUUUCCAGAAACACUAGUCUUGGAAAGUGUGAUGUCACAAAUAAUGUCUAGGAAUCUGGGAAGCAGAUCCCCAUGGAGAAUUUAACCAAGUCAGAGAUUACUGAUCCCAAAUUAUAUUAUUACAGGACCAUGGCAUUGCCUCUGUAUACUCAAUAAAACAAAUAUAAUCACUUUUCA